This is a messenger RNA of Pieris napi, 1468 nucleotides long. RefSeq names its product cyclin-dependent kinase 20-like. The transcript has 6 exons. Gene Ontology annotation, biological process: protein phosphorylation. Gene Ontology annotation, cellular component: nucleus. Bases 243 to 1181 code for a protein of 312 amino acids. NCBI's taxonomy places the organism in Eukaryota, Metazoa, Arthropoda, Insecta, Lepidoptera, Pieridae. The record is from RefSeq and is a predicted model, not a curated record. Gene Ontology annotation, molecular function: ATP binding; cyclin-dependent protein serine/threonine kinase activity.
CCUAAUUUACAUACAACUAGAAUUUACAUUUAUCGUAUCGGCCGGAAACAGGUCUAUAGGUAGAUACGUAUUAAAAUAUAAAAUAUUUUCUUUUUAAUUCGGCUUCCAGAAAGCAAGCACCAUAUUAUAUACCUACUCUGAAUUUUAAUCUAUAAUUAAAGAUCUUAUAUCGUCUAUGACUUCGUUUCCCUUAGCAACACGAACAAAACAAACAUAAACUAACAUUUAAUUCUUUUGAUACAAUGAAUCGGGAUAUUACGAGCUAUUCAAUAGUAGGGCGAAUAGGUGAGGGUGCCCAUGGGCUAGUCUUUAAGGCUAAUCAUCUCCCAACCGGCCGUGAGGUGGCCCUAAAGAAGAUUCUUAUCAAAAACAUAGACGAAGGAAUACCAGUUAAUGUUAUGCGAGAGAUAAAGGCUUUGCAACUGCUCCGGUGUAAAUAUGUAAUAAAACUCUAUGACAUGUUUCCACGAGGUAUGAGCCUAGUUCUCGUACUGGAGUACAUGUCCUCAGGAUUAUGGGAUAUGUUGCAUCAUAGACAACAAGAGUUGACUCUACCAAGAGUAAAAGCGUAUGCGCAGAUGCUUUUAAAGGGAACACGAUAUAUGCACGCACAUUAUGUUAUGCAUCGGGAUCUUAAGCCUGCAAAUUUACUUAUAAACCAUGAAGGCGUUUUGAAGAUAGCAGAUUUGGGUCUAGCGCGAUUAUUUUGGCCAGAUGGAGGUCGACCAUACUCUCAUCAAGUAGCAACUAGGUGGUACCGGGCUCCAGAAUUGUUGUACGGAGCACGAUAUUAUACUGAAAAUGUCGAUGUUUGGGCAGUAGGUUGUAUUAUCGCGGAGAUGAUCACUAAGAAGCCACUCUUUGCUGGUGAAUCAGACAUAGAACAACUAGCAAUAGUGGUACAACACCUGGGUACACCUACCGAAGAUUCAUGGCCCGAUCAUUCAAAUCUACCGGAUUAUCAUAAAAUCACGUUUCCCGAAAGCCCACCAAUGUCGUGGACAGAAAUUUUACCGGGAGUCGAACCAGACGCGGUUAAUUUUAUUAAAUCUUUUUUACUUUAUGAUGAGAAUAAAAGGAUAUCUGCUAAAGAGGCCUUAAGACAUUCGUGGUUUCGCACGAAACCAACUCCAGCCAAUUUAGAAGAUAUGCCGAGACCUAAUUUGAAUACGAAACGAUAAUCUAUGUAAAUAAAAUAAAACGCAAAUUAAAAUUAAACAUUUUAUUACCCUCGAGUCAAUAUAUAAAACAAUGUAUAAUACACUUGUACUAGAAUUAAUGAACAUGGACUUCAAAUCAUAUUUAAUAGUUUAUUCUUUAGCACGCAAUUCUGACUAAUAUUAUUAUGCUUUAUAAAGAUGGAACACAAAGCAUUUUUGGCAUAUAGCAGAAACAAUUUUGAAUUCUGUUGAAGAAAUACAUAUAUAAUAUUCCCCAAAUAGACAAAUAAAUGUUUAGUUCCAUUCAA